AUGACCACGACUUCAACUACUAGUGUAAAUGGUAAAUCCACCCCAACUUUAAAGGCCACUUUAUCUACUUCAAACUCAAGUUCGAACAGCGCAACACCUGCUGCUCUUCCUCAAAAACCGAAAUUAACAGGCUGGGCACAGGCCGCUGCCAAAGCCCUGCCAAAACAGCAGCAGCAGCAGCAGCCAAAGAAAGAUGAUUCCGGUGCAGCAGCACGACCUGCUAAUGGGAAAAGCAAGGUCAUUGUGUCUGCCGCGCCGUCUACGCAUACAAAGGGCAGUUCUACCACUAACGGAUCAUCCACAAACAAGAAACUUAAGAGAGCAAAUAGACAGCCUUACAACAGAGAUGAAGUUAGGUCGUACAUGCAUAAAUUAUUUCAAAGCUAUACUACUGGUGAAAUGAGUCACUCAACCAAAACUUAUAAACAAGUACUAUCAGAAACUGCAAGCGGAAGAGUUUCUACGGCGACCGAUUGGGGCACGGUAUCAAGCAGUAAAAAUAGAAAUAAAAAGUACGGCUGCUUGACCGACAUUGCUAAAGUUUUAAGAAGCCAAUAA
Messenger RNA from Saccharomyces kudriavzevii IFO 1802, 558 nucleotides. RefSeq names its product Pbp4p (gene PBP4). Lineage: Eukaryota; Fungi; Ascomycota; Saccharomycetes; Saccharomycetales; Saccharomycetaceae. Bases 1 to 558 code for a protein of 185 amino acids. The record is from RefSeq and is a predicted model, not a curated record. The transcript has a single exon.